CUCUCUCCAAUCUCACUAAAUCUACGUACACUUGUCAAUCUCUGUCUCGCCCUUGCUUGCUUCUCCAUCUUGUUAUAUUUCCUGUUCAAGUAUUGCUGCUACGUGAUUCCCAUAUUUGAACACUGAGACGCAACUUCAAAUUGACCCCAAACUCAGGACAGUAGAUUCAAUUGGAAAUGGGCACACAGAGCUCUUCACCUCCUCGGUGGAAAUAUGAUGUCUUUUUGAGUUUUAGAGGCGAGGAUACUCGAAAGGCUUUUACAGACCAUUUAUACGCUGCAUUGGACCAUCAAGGAAUCAUAACUUUCAGGGAUGAUCCUGAACUUCACAAAGGGGAAGCUAUUUCUCCAGCACUUUUUGCUGCAAUUAAAGAAUCAAGAUUUGCCCUCAUUGUUCUCUCACAAAAUUAUGCAUCCUCGACAUGGUGCUUGGAGGAACUUGUGAGAAUUCUGGAAUGUAUGAAAGCAAGAGAAGCUGUGCUGCCAAUUUUCUAUGAUGUUGAUCCCUCUGAUGUACGAAAGCAAACAGGGAGUUUUGGUGAAGCCUUUGCUAAUCAUGAAGAAAGGUUUAGCGAUGACAAGGAGAAAGUGCGGAGGUGGAGAUCUGCAUUAACAGAAGUGGCAAGUUUCUCAGGGUGGAAUUCAAAGGAAUGGUAUGAAUCAAGGCUCACUACAAAUAUUGUUGAAGUUAUAUGUAAAAGAUUGCAACCUACAUCAUACAGUUAUGCAGAAAAUCUAGUUGGAAUUUACUCAAGAUUGCAUCGAGUUAAUUCGCUUUUAAGUGUAGGGGAGGAUGACGUCCGCUUCAUUGGUAUAUGGGGAAUGGGCGGGAUUGGUAAGACUACUAUGGUAAGAGCGGUGCAUGAGAGAAUCUCUCAUGAAUUUGAAUCUAAUUUCCUUCUUACCGAUGUUAGAAACUCCUCCGUUGAAAAAGGUGGUUUACUUAAUCUGCAAAAGCAACUUCUCUCUGGGAUUGGGGCAAAAAACGUUGACAUAUUAGACCUUCAUGUAGGAGCCACCAUAUUACAGAAGUUAUUAUGUCACAGAAAAGUUCUUCUCAUUCUUGAUGAUGUGAACCAUUCAAGUCAUUUAAAAUAUUUGGCAGGAAGCCAAGAGUGGUUUGGUUCAGGGAGUAGAGUUCUUAUCACAAGUAGAAAUGAGCAUUUGUUGAUUGAACAUGGAGUGGAGUUAAGAUUAAAGGUCGAAGAAUUAAAUAAUGAUGAUUCUCUUCAGCUUUUUAGCUGGAAAGCAUUCAAAAGAGGUUACCCUGAAGAAGAUUUUCUUGGUUUGUCAGAAUCUGUUACAAGUCAUGCCAAAGGUCUUCCUCUAGCUCUUGAAGUACUGGGUUCUUAUUUGUAUGGAAGAGAUAUAAGUGAAUGGAAGAGUGCACUGGGAAAACUGGGAAGAGUUUGUAACCCGGAAAUUUUUGACGUCCUUAAAAUAAGUUACAAUGAUCUAGAUUCCGAAGAGAAGAAAAUUUUCCUGGACAUUGCAUGUUUCUUUAAUGGAUGGGACAAAGAUCGAGUAACGGAAGUACUAAACAGUUGCGAUAUUUCUGCAAUUAUUGGAAUAAAAGUCCUCAUAGAAAGAUCUCUCCUAAAUGUUUCGGAUGGAAGACUAAGAAUGCACGAUUUGCUCCAAGAAAUGGGAUGGGAAAUUGUCCGCCAAGAGUCUCAUAACGAGCUGGGCAGGUGCAGUAGGUUGUGGCUUCUUGAAGACGUCAAACAUGUCUUGGCCAACAAUACUGGAACUGAAGCAAUAGAAGGCAUAUUUGUGGACUCAACUGAGUUAGGAGUAGACGUGGACGGGGACGGGGACGUGGACGUGGACGUGACUCCAAAAUCAUUUUCAAUGAUGAACAAAUUGAGAUACCUGAGGAUCAAGAGUGGGAACCUGUCUAAGGAACUUGAGUAUCUUCCCAAUAGUUUACGGAUUCUUGAUUGGACGAGGUAUCCGUUAAAAUCUUUGCCAUCACAUUUCAACCCUCGGAAGCUGCUCCAACUAAGCUUGUCUCAUAGUUGUAUUGAACAUUUUCGGAUAGGAACAGGGCCUUUAGAGAAUUUGAAAACCAUUAAUCUGAGUCACUCUCGGAAUCUUGUCAACACCUCAAACUUUAAAAGUAUGCCACAUCUCGAGUUUCUGUUUCUUGAAGGUUGUAUAAAAUUGUCUGCGGUUGACCCAGGAAUUGGAGAGCUUGAAAGACUUACUGUGCUGCACUUGAAAGAUUGCAACAAUCUUGUGGGUCUUCCAAGCAGUGUAGGUGGCUUAAAAUCUCUCAAAUAUCUCAUUCUUUCUGGUUGCUCAAAGCUUCAGAAAUUGCCAGAUGAGUUGGGUCAUGUUUCUUGUUUGGAGGUGCUUGAUUUGAGUAGAACUGGCAUGACAGAAGUGCCCUCCCCUAUUGUUCAUUUGGAAAACCUCAAAAAAUUCUCUCUUGCUGGAUGUAAUUUACAUCCGUCAUCAACAUUUUGGAAUAUGCUUGUCUGUCAGUUUUUGCGACAAAGUCACAUUGCGGUAGGAUUGUCGUUGUCUCGUUUGUCGGGUUUGCAUUCAUUAACUGAAUUGAAUCUAAGUGAGUGCAAUCUUUCUGAAUUGCCCAGUGAAUUUGGAUGCUUGUCUACAUUAAGAAGAUUAGAUCUCAGCAGAAAUCAAUUCAUUAGACUACCCGACAGCAUCGGCCAACUCUCUAGACUUGAAUCUCUUCAGUUGCAUUGGUGCCGCAAGCUUCGGACAUUACCAGAGCUUCCAUCUCUUGCAUCGGUAGACGCUAGCCACUGCAUUUCAUUAGAUACUUUGGCCAAUCAAAUAGGGCAAUGUAAUUCGGUGCUAUUCGGAUCUUUUGUUAACUGUUUCAAACUGGUGGAGAAUGAAAGCACUGGGAGUAUAGCGGUUGCAUUGUUAAUACGCUACCUUAAGAGUAAAGCAUUUUCUGACCAUAAUAAUAGAUUUAACUGUAUUGUUCCUGGAAAUGAAAUUCCAGAGUGGUUCAAUCACCAAAGUGUGGGGGAUUCGAUAACCGUAGAGCUGCAACCAGGUUGGUUAAGUAACAAGUGGAUGGGAUUCGCCUGGUGUGUCGUUUUUAGAUUCCUCCUACCACAGCCGCCUUGGGCUGGGAUGUUCUUUAAUUGCAGACUUUUUGCCAAUGGAAAACGCAUGCCCUUAAAUUUUCAAUUUUUUGGGCCAGAGUGGGGAGCUCGAGAGUGGGGAGAGUUCUAUGCAAUUGAACCUGUGUCAGAUCAGAUUUGGUUGUCGAAUUUGCACCGUGAUUUUUGCAAACAUGAGUGGCAAGAUAUCUACUAUCAGCUUGAUUUCUCAAUUGAAAUCAACUACAUCGACGUGGAACAGAGUGAGGACCGAAAGAUACAUACGAAAGUUGUGGAAGUGAAGAAGUGUGGGGUCCGUAUGGUAUAUGAGGAAGAUGCAGAGGAGCCUUUGGAAACAUUAUUGCAGCAGAGCAAUGUCGGCAGUUUUACCAAGCGACGCCUUCAACACUAUGAUGGUGAUGAUGACGACGACGAUGCAUCAUCUAGUAGUGCAAGUCAAGCUCAUCCAAAAAAAAUGAAACAACUACACCUUGACGGCGCAGGACCCAGUGGAACCCCUUAUUCAUGACCAGAAUCGGAGACCCCAACGAAUCAUCGAAGGAAAAGACAUUGAAAAAGCAGGGGAGCUGGAUUACCAUUGGGCCGAGUUCGAUGACGUCCGGUACCACAUUCAGGGCUUGCGGGGAUCGUCUUAUUGUCAUUGGCGGUCCUAGGAAUCUCGGUGAAGGUUUCAUCGAGAUCAAUGCGUGGGUUCCGAGUGAAGGUCCUCCUCCGCAGUGGAACUUGCUUGCGAGAAAGCAAUCUGGUAACUUUGUCUAUAACUGUGCUGUAAUGGGAUGCUGAAGCUUCAUAUGUAUAAGAUUGGUUUGUCCACCAACACAGGAGUCUUGCUAAUUGGAGGAACUAAAAUCUGUUGAACGCCUCCAACCUGCUUCCCGAUCGAUGCUGCAAAGAGUAUGUUAGUUUUUCAAUUACCUUUUGAAGGCACCUAGUUUUAUAGUAAAAGGAACUGCAACGGAAUAUCUAUCAAAUUUGUUUGUUCUAGCCAUGAUUGCUGAUUUUGUGACUGCGAAUCCAGAUCCGUUGAUACCAACAAAUCGAAAGAAACAACAAUCCUGUCACUUUUGGAAAUGGCUCUGUGGAAUGCCCUGUUUUAGCUUGUCAUCGAUUUGCUGUUGCUGCUGUUGUGAUGGGUGCUCUCUUCACCUAGAAAUGCCACGCUGCUCCUGCUGUGGUUCAUGCAGUGGUUCAGGCUGCGGUUCAUGCUGUGUUUUAUGCAAGGGUUCAUGCUGCAGUCCAUGUAACUGUAAUUCGUGUUUCAGUUGCCCUUCACUACCAAAGUGGCGAUGUUGCUGCUCAUGUCCCCGAUCCCAUUGCUGCAAAACUAGUUCAUGUUCAUGCAGCAGAAAUUGCUGCAUUUUACCAUUGUGUUCGUGCUCAUGUCCCGAUUGCUCUUGUUUGAAUUGUUUCAAAUGGAAAUGCUCUUGUCCUAAAUGUCUGAAGGUACGGCCUUGUUGCUGUUGUAAAAUAACCUACUGUAACCCUUGCAGUACAUGUUUGUAGUAUUCAUGACAUCUCUUAUGGAAGCUCUGUAUCAUGGCUUUUUCAUAUUUAACUAGUCUAGAUAUGCUGCAAAUAUUCAUGUAUUAAAAUUGAGUUUAUGAAAUAAAUUUUAUAGUA
Rosa chinensis is the source of this 4720-nucleotide messenger RNA. Its product is annotated as disease resistance protein RUN1. The coding region runs from base 177 to 3608 and encodes 1143 amino acids. The transcript has 10 exons. Gene Ontology annotation, biological process: defense response; signal transduction. Gene Ontology annotation, molecular function: protein binding; ADP binding. NCBI's taxonomy places the organism in Eukaryota, Viridiplantae, Streptophyta, Magnoliopsida, Rosales, Rosaceae. The record is from RefSeq and is a predicted model, not a curated record.